AGUCCACAUGCGAUAUAUAACACGUAUUACACUAACUUACCUGCAAUUCCCCCGUUCGAUUCGCCGCGUUUACGUGAAUAUGUUUAAUGACGCAGCAAGACCGUACAGAGCAACCCAUGGCCAAGUUGUUCCGAGCUGCUAUCAUGGGUCCACCGGGAUCGGGGAAAGGAACGAUAUCCAGGAGGAUUGCACAAAGCUUUGGCCUGCAAUAUCUGUCCAGCGGCCACUACCUAAGAGAGAGCAUAGCGGCGAAUACAGAGGCAGGUGCGCUGGUGAGGACCUAUGUAGAAAGAAGCAUGUUGGUGCCCGACCACGUGAUGACCAGACUGAUGCUGCCCAGACUGGAACAGCUGAUUGACCAAAGCUGGCUGCUGGAUGGUUUCCCCCGCACUCUGUCGCAGGCCAACGCCAUGAACGAUCUGUGCCAGAUGGACAUGGUCAUCAGCCUCAACAUCCCCUUCGAGACUCUGAAGGAGCGAUUGAGCGCCCGCUGGGUCCAUCAAGCCAGUGGGCGGGUCUACAACAUGGGCUUCAACCCACCACGAGUGCAGGGUAAGGAUGACAUCACCGGGGAGCCACUGAUUCAGCAUGAUGAUGACAAGCCGGAAGCCCUGAUGGCCAGACUGAGACACUACAAAGAUGUCGCCAAGCCCGUCAUGGACCUGUACAAGUCACAGGGAAUCCUGCACUCAUUCUCCGGUACAGACACAGACCGUAUUUGGCCUUAUAUCAAUUCCCUCCUCAGCACAAGGAUGCACACGCAGCCGUCAGAUUACGUCCAAACGCAGAGACCCUGACAUUCUGAAUGAAAAGACCCAGUAGAAAACAGAACCUUAUUUCUAGCAGGUGGGGCUGAUGUUUUGACACGUGUGCCUCAGUUCUUAGUUUCCUUCUUGUUGAAAUUUAAGUGCACCGAACAAAACUGUAGUCUUCAAACAAAUUUGUAGUUCAGUUGCCAGGUGGUUUUAUCAAAUGAACGGUUAUAUGCAAUUCUAGAGCUUUAUUGAUUAUGUUGAUUUAUGCACUAUUUUGAAACAUUUCAUUUUCAUUUCAACAUGCAUUUGAAUUUUGCAUUUUUACACUACUAACCCUAACCCUCUCAAAAAAUCCAACAUGGCGGAGAGACGUUCACUCAAGAA
Gasterosteus aculeatus aculeatus (three-spined stickleback) is the source of this 1139-nucleotide messenger RNA. It is a transcript of the gene ak4, whose product is annotated as adenylate kinase 4. Gene Ontology annotation, cellular component: mitochondrion. Gene Ontology annotation, molecular function: ATP binding; AMP kinase activity. The record is from RefSeq and is a predicted model, not a curated record. Gene Ontology annotation, biological process: nucleobase-containing compound metabolic process. NCBI's taxonomy places the organism in Eukaryota, Metazoa, Chordata, Actinopteri, Perciformes, Gasterosteidae.